AUGGAGCGCAAUAUCGAUAUUUACGCUAGCAAGUUGGGCGACGAGAAGCUGGUUUGCGACAAUAUUAACCAGCUUCACCUCUCCGCAGACAUCAAAGUUCGAGCCAAUGUCGCAACCGAGCUAAGAGACAGCAUUGAGCCGCUUUGCCAGGGUGCUAGCUACCCUGUCUUCCUGGCGAAGCUAUGGCCCGUCUUUAAGACUAUUCUCAAAGGGGAGCCGGUAUUCUUUAGCAUGUCAUACGAGCAGAAACUUCGAAACUGCAUACUCGAGACACUGCAUCGGUUACCGACAGCCUCUCCCGAUGUCGAACCAUACGCCGCGGACAUGGUGGAUGUGCUGAUGGAGCUUGCGCGCAUCGAGAACGAAGAAAAUGCCGUUCUCUGCAUGAAGACCAUCAUGGACCUGGAGCGGAAUCAGGCAAAGGCUACCGCGGCACGGGUCCAGCCUUUCCUGGAGCUCAUCCAGGAGAUGUUCCAGACGAUGGAUCAGGUAGUCCGGGAUACCUUUGACACUCCUAAUCAAGCUACACCAUCAGGCAUGCCUUCAACACCGAACACGAGCGCACAAAACUUCCAGUCUCCUCGACCGAAUUCCCCUGCUAAUUCCGUAUCAGAUCUCGGACCUGAUCAGCAGGCAAGCAAUGUGAUCUUGAAGGGAAUGCAGUCUUUCAAGGUUUUGGCUGAGUGUCCUAUCAUUGUGGUUUCAAUCUUCCAGACCCAUCGAAACUCGGUCGCCCAGAACGUGAAACUGUUUGUCCCGCUUAUCAAGUCAAUCUUGCUUCUGCAGGCCAAGCCACAAGAGAAGGCUCAUGCGGAAGCCGCUAGCCAGGGCACGAUAUUCACCGGAGUCUGCAAAGAGAUUAAGAAUCGUGCAGCAUUCGGCGAAUUCAUUACAGCCCAAGUGAAGACAAUGAGUUUCUUGGCCUACUUGCUUCGCCUCUACGCUCACCAACUCCAAGACUUCCUUCCCACGCUGCCAUCAGUUGUCGUUCGUCUUCUCCAAGAUUGCCCCCGAGAGAAGUCUGGUGCACGAAAAGAGCUGCUUGUUGCCAUUCGACACAUUAUCAACUUCAACUAUCGGAAGAUUUUCUUGGAAAAGAUUGACGAACUCCUCGAUGAACGUACUCUUAUCGGUGAUGGACUCACUGUCUACGAGACAAUGCGUCCCUUGGCGUAUAGUAUGCUCGCUGAUCUCAUCCACCAUGUUCGAGAGUACCUCAGCCGUGAUCAAAUCCGUCGCACAGUUGAAGUAUAUACCAAGAACCUUCACGAUGACUUCCCCGGCACAAGUUUCCAGACUAUGAGUGCCAAACUGCUUCUGAACAUGGCGGAGAAGAUCUCCAGGCUAGAGGACAAGCGCGAAGCACGCUAUUUCUUGAUCAUGAUUCUGGACGCGAUAGGUGACAAGUUUGCCUCCAUGAACCAUCAAUUCAACAAUGCCGUCAAGGUUUCCAAGGCCUACAAGGACUCCAGAAAGGACACGGAGCCGACUACAGAGAACUACCUUGCGGAGAAGGACCAACCGCCUGACUGGGACGAAAUUGACAUCUUCUCUGCCUCCCCGAUCAAGACUACCAGCCCUCGCGAUCGCGGCGGUGACCCUGUCUCGGACAAUAUCUUCCUGUUCAGGAAUCUGAUUAAUGGCCUGAAGAACAUUUUCCAUCAGUUGAAGAAUUGCAAUCCAGAUGACGUCCAAAUUGAUCCGAAUAGUGUUCCGAUCAACUGGUCUGAGGUCUCUUAUGGAUACAAUGCCGAGGAGGUUCGGGUGAUCAAGAAGCUCUUCCAUGAGGGUGCCCGUGUGUUCCGUUAUUAUGGUGUGGACCAGUCUCCCCCUGAUAUGAACUACACCUCUCCAUUCGAUUUCCUCGCGAGUCAAUACACCGCUCCUAUGUCACGAGAAGAGAAAGAGCUCCUGGAGAGCUUCGGUACUGUCUUCCACUGCAUUGAUACCGCGACAUUCCACGAGGUCUUCCAUUCCGAAAUCCCCUACCUGCACGAACUCAUGUUUGAGCACGGGGCUCUGCUUCACCUGCCACAAUUCUUCCUCGCCAGUGAAGCAACCUCGCCUGCAUUUUCAGGAAUGGUGUUGCAAUACCUGAUGGAGCGUAUUCACGAGGUUGGAACUUCGGAUAUGACCAAAGCGAAGAUUCUGCUUAGGAUGUUCAAGCUGUCGUUCAUGGCUGUAACCCUGUUCUCCGUCCAGAAUGAGCAGGUCCUCCACCCCCAUGUGACGAAGAUUGUCACCAAGUGUAUCGAGCUGUCAGUCACAGCCGAGGAGCCGAUGAACUAUUUCCUCCUCCUGCGUUCACUGUUCCGUAGUAUUGGCGGUGGACGCUUUGAGCUUCUCUACAAGGAGAUUCUUCCCCUUUUGGAAAUGCUCCUGGAAACGUUCAAUAAUUUGCUCCUCGCUGCUCGCAAGCCCCAGGAGCGGGACCUCUAUGUCGAGUUGACCUUGACCGUUCCCGCGCGGUUGAGCCAUCUUUUGCCUCACCUGAGCUACCUCAUGCGACCGAUUGUGGUGGCUUUGCGUGCUGAUUCUGAUCUUGUGGGGCAAGGUCUCCGCACACUCGAACUUUGCGUGGAUAACCUGACGGCAGACUAUCUCGACCCGAUCAUGGCUCCCAUCAUGGAUGAGCUGAUGACUGCGCUUUGGGAUCAUCUCCGACCUCACCCGUACAACCACUUCCAUGCACACACUACGAUGCGCAUUCUUGGCAAGCUGGGUGGUCGCAACCGCAAGUUCUUGAACCAUCCCCCUGAGCUGUCCUUCCAGCAGUACUCCGAUGACAACCCGAGUUUCGACAUUCGACUCAUUGGCCCAAGCGAGAAGCGGCCUUUCCCUGUGGACAUUGGCAUUGAUCUGGCCAUUGGUAAGCUUAUGGAGGUUGCCAAAACUCCAACGAACCAGGCUUCGGAUAUCUACUACAAGCAGCAAGCAUACCGUAUGCUGAGCUCGCACCUCAAACUCCAAAUUGGAUUUGAGAAUCUUCCCGAUGAUCUGGCCUCCCUGAUCCGCCUUCAUGCCAACGAUCUGUUUGAGGGUAAAGCCGGUGCCAUGAUUGACAUCCUGGAGAAGUCUGAGAGAUCAGCAUCGAUCCCGAAGAAGGUGGCGCAGGAAGCCACCGUCAAGAAGCUUCUCAAGGCGUGUAUCUUUGCCACCACUGUCUCCGAACUGGAGCCAGGUGCCUCUGCUUUCGUCGCUGAUUUCUGCAAGCACUUUGCCAUCGUUGAGGUCGGCAGAGCUCUUGCCCAAGCUCGCCACAGCCGGAAGCCUUUCGAUGUCGCAAACGGAGAAGGCCCUGUUUACCUCGACUCUCGAGUUCUGGCCGAAGCGAUCGUCGAAUGUCUCUCGUCUGACAGCGCUCAAGUUCGCGAGGCCGCGGAGCAGGCGAUGCUGGUUGUCAAAGAAGCCGCUGGAGUCAUGUUCGGGGCCCCGGAAAAGGCGUCUAAGCUUCCAUUCUUCCAACAUCUGGGCCGUGUGUUCUGUCACAGCUGCCACAGCGAAGAGUGGUUCAUCAAAGCCGGUGGAAGCUUGGGUAUCAAACUCCUGGCUACUAAGAUGGACCUCGGAGACUCAUGGUUGUAUGAGCGACACGUUGAAUUUUCUCGUGCACUCCUCUACGUCAUCAAAGACACGCCCGCCGACCUUCCUGCCUCCACGCGGGUCCAGUCGCAGGAGACCAUGACCUUGAUCCUGCAGCGCUGCGGCAAACUCAUUCCCAAGGACGAUCUCAAGAACGAGAAGAGCCGUUUGUUCUCCCUGUGCGGUCUCUUUGUGUACGAGCUUGGCCACAUGAACAAGCAUGUUCGCGAGACGUCAAAGCUUUGCUUCGCUACUCUAAAGGAGGAGCUUGGCUGCGAGGUCCACGAGCUCAUCCAUCCGGUUAGGGAUCGCCUUCUUCAGUCAAUCUUCAACAAACCUUUGCGGGCCUUGCCCUUUGCCACGCAGAUUGGUUUCAUUGAUGCUAUCACCUACUGCUUGAGCCUGCAGAAUGAGAUUGUUAGCUUCAACGAGCCGCUGAAUCGUCUGAUGCUGGAGUCCCUCGCUCUUGCCGACGCCGAUGAUGACUCGCUUGCAUCCAAGCCAAAUGAGUUCAAGAAUGCGGACAUGAUUGUGAACCUGCGCGUGGCUUGCUUGCGUCUACUGUCCAUGGCAAUGAACUUCCCCGACUUCGCAAACACUCCACAGAACACUAGCCGUGCUCGAAUCAUCUCGGUCUUUUUCAAGUCUCUCUACUCGCGAGCCCCCGAGGUCAUCGAGGCUGCAAAUGCUGGUUUGAAGGAUGUGUUGACCCAGACCAAUAAGCUUCCAAAAGACUUGCUCCAGAAUGGUCUGCGCCCUAUCCUGAUGAAUCUGCAGGAUCCCAAGCGUCUCAGCGUUGCUGGCCUAGAUGGUCUGGCUCGCCUCUUGACCCUCUUGACCAAUUAUUUCAAGGUCGAGAUCGGUGCCCGCCUUUUGGAUCACAUGAAGGUCAUUGCCGACGAUAUGACCUUGCAAAAAGUGUCCUUUAGCCUGGUUGAGCAGAACCCUGCUAUGAAGAUUGUGGCCGCAAUCUUUAAUAUUUUCCACCUCCUUCCCCCGGCUGCCACAUCGUUCAUGGAGAAUCUCAUCGACAAGGUUCUUGAUCUGGAGAAGAAGUUGCGAAGAACAUCCCACAGUCCAUUCCGCAAGCCUCUUGUCAAGUAUCUCAACCGAUACCCCAAGGAGAGCUUGGCAUUCUUCGUUGCCCGCCUCAAAGAGGAGAGCUAUGGACGCUUCUUUGGACAGAUUUUGGCUGAUCCCGAGAGUGACGCUCUUCGCAAUGCCGUGGUGGCUGAUACUGAGAACUUUACCUCUGCCGCCUUUGGGCUAGACGCUACGGAUGAGAAGAGAAACACUGCUGCCAUUAAUGGUAUUUACAUUGCCCACUCCAUCUGCUCAUAUAGCUCUACUAAGCGUUGGCUGGUUUCCCACGCGGAUUUGCGGAGCAAGCUCCUGAGCUCCGGCCGAGAGCUGGAGCGCAAGUUGCGCGGCGAUAGCUUGCCACCUGAUGAGCGCCUUCGUGUCGAGCAGGCCGAAGAUCAGUUGAUGGAUAUUUUUACCAUAUACUUGGCGGAAGCUUCGCAUGACUUGGACUUCCUCUUUGAAGUCAUUGACGGAUUGUCUGCCGACGAGUUCAAGCGAACGCUGGCCCUCCCCAAGUUUAUUUAUCAUCACAUCAUCGUGAACGAAUCGAUUGACUACCGCCGGUCUGUGAUCAUGCGCUGUCUCGACCUUUACGGCCAGCGUGCAUGCUCCCAAAAGACUAAGACCUACGCCUUCCGACACCUGGUCAACCCAAUCUUUGCCAUGGAUGUUCAGACUACGUGGAACAGCCCCGCCAACACUCCAAAGUUGAUGGACAAGAGCAUGACCGAGUCUAUCCAGAGUCGCCUGUGGAAGCCCCAGCUGGCCGAUUUGAGCGAGGAGUCGAGCCAGGCUGGUGUUGAUCAUUCCCGCAUGGAGCUGCUGCAGUUGUCUGCUCUGUUGAUCAAGUACCAUCACCAAACGGUGCAGGACUCUCGCAAGGACAUCAUCAAGUUUGCCUGGAAUUACAUCCGUCUCGAGGAUAUCAUCAAUAAGUAUGGUGCUUAUGUGUUGAUCAGUUACUUCAUUGCCCAUUACGAGACGCCUUUCAAGAUUGUGAUCCAGGUCUAUGUUGCAUUGCUGAGAGCGCACCAGAAUGAAGGCCGAGCUCUUGUCACGCAGGCUCUUGAUGUUUUGGCCCCGGUCCUACCAACUCGGACUGCGGGUACCCAAGGCCCCGAGGCACGAUACCCGCUUUGGGCCAAAUGGCCGCGGCGUAUCCUGGCCGAGGAGACUGCCAACUUGCAGCAGGUGAUGAGCAUUUUCCAGUUCUUGGUGCGACAGCCCGAUCUUUUCUACGAAUCGCGGGAACACUUUGUGCCUCUCAUCGUCCCUUCCUUGAUCAAGAUUGCCGGGCCACCCAACACAUCUAAUGACAGCAAGAAGCUGGCUCUCAAUCUGAUUGGCUUAAUCUGGCUCUGGGAAGAGAAACGCGUGCAUGCGUCUGAAACGAGCCCUACCGUGCCCAACGGGGCUCUUGAGUCGCCGAAUGCAAGGAAGCGCAAGCUUGAGGACACUCAAGAGACGGCCUCCGCAUCUCCCUCACUCGGGCCACCUCCCAGUCGAGAACGGUCAGAGUACACGGUGCCUCCUGAACUUCGUGGUGCUCUGAUUAAGUACCUCAUCACCUUUAUCACCACCAUCGCUGAGCGCUUUGUUGUCCCAGCUGCCCAUCUUCGCACAUUGACCACCACCAAGCAGCCGCCUCCACCACAAGUGCCCACUGGUGAGAUGGUCAACAAGGCUGUCAGCCUUCUUCGGAAUCUGCUUUCGAAGGAAUACUGGGGAGACCUGGAUAUCGACCUUUAUCAAAAGGUAACUGAGCCUAUUCUGGCAGGUGAGAAGGCGGACAAACCCGAUGAGAAGCAGAUCACCCCUAUGGUCAACGCCCUGCAAGUCUUGCGCGUUCUCAUCGCGUCCAAGCCUGAUGAGUGGAUUACGGCUCGCCUUGCAACCAUCCAGAAGCUCCUUGAGAAGCCUCUCAAGUCUGACAACCCAGAGAUUCAGGAUUGUUUGCAUGGCCUGGAAGAUGACAUGGAGAUCUCUCCUAAACUGCCGCCCCCGGUUCGCCGUGUUCUCGAGGCUAUCCCAGAUGACCAACCUGACGAUGAGGAUGCUAUGGAUACUGAGAGCACGCCGUCAGAGUUUGCUACAUACUUGUCUGCUAUUGCCACCGAGACGCUAUCGGCUAGCAACUACACAGCUGCCUUGAACACACUGUGGACUCUGUCCAAGCUUAAGCCUGCCGAAAUCGACACGCAUAUUCCUGCUGUCAUGAAGGCUUUCUCGCAGAAGCUUGCCAAGGAACAUGUCGCAGCAUCUACCAAUCACAAUGGCCAGCAGCCUCCACAGGGUCAGAAGCCCGCCGAAGGAGUCCCUGACGAGCAAGAACUCCAGUUGGGCGUCGACCUCAUCUUUAAGACCAUCGAACUCAUCUCCGUUCGGAUGUCUCAUCUUGGCGACCAGCGUCGCCCGUUCCUCAGCGUGCUGGCUUCAAUCGUUGAGCGAUCCCAGGAUCCCAAGUUGUGCAGCAAAGUCCUGGGCAUGGCCGAGGAGUGGAUCUUCCACUCAACCGAGUCAUGGCCAACCCUCAAGGAGAAAACGGCGGUGUUGCACAAGAUGUUGCUCUUCGAGUCUCGCUCUGAUCAGACCAUGCUCAAGAAAUUCCUUGAUCUCGUCAUUCGGAUCUACGAGGACUCCAAGAUUACUCGUACUGAGCUGACCGUCAGAUUGGAGCAUGCUUUCUUGAUCGGUACUCGAGCUCAAGACGUGGAGAUGCGCAACCGCUUCAUGAGCAUCUUCGAUAAGAGUUUGACUCGUCUUGCGAGCUCCCGAUUGAGCUAUGUGCUGACUUGCCAGAAUUGGGAUACCCUUGCCGAUUCCUUCUGGUUGGCCCAAGCCUCUCACCUGAUCCUUGGCUCUGUCGAUAUGAACACCACGGCUCGACUCCGUCAAGACGACUUCACGGUGUUCCCCGUGUCAUUCCUUUUCGCGGGUGGUGAAAAGGACUCGAGGAAGGCCGACGUCAUAGUGGACAGUCAGCUGGAGAAUUUCGUUGCUGAACGCAGACGGUUCAUGUCUGACAUUGGCGACGUCCGGGUUCGUGAUUUGAUCGAGCCACUUUCUCAGCUCCAGCAUACCGACUCGCAGGUGGCAUACAAGCUGUGGACCACGUUGUUCCCUAUUUACUGGUCCACCUUGACCAAGGAUGAUCGGAUUGAUCUUGAGAAGGGCAUGGUUACCCUGUUGACACGGGAAUACCACCAGCGCCAAUUGGACAAGCGGCCGAACGUUGUUCAAGCUCUUCUCGAAGGUGUCGUGCGUGCCAGCCCACGCUUCAAGGUUCCUCCCCAUGUCAUGAAGUACCUUAGCCGGACCUACGAUGCCUGGUACACCGCUGCAACCUACCUGGAGGAAAGCGCCAUCAAGCCAAUCAUCGACACCCCCACCGUUCGGGAGAGCAACCUCGAUGCUUUGGUCGAAGUCUAUGCUGGUCUCCAGGAAGACGACUUCUUCUAUGGCACAUGGCGCCGUCGUUGCAAGUUUGUCGAAACCAAUGCAGCUCUCUCCUACGAGCAACAAGGCAUGUGGGAUAAGUCUCAGCAACUGUACGAGAAUGCGCAAAUCAAGGCACGUUCCGGCGCAAUGCCGUUCUCACAGGGCGAGUACUUUGUGUGGGAAGAUCAUUGGUUGAUCUGCGCCCAGAAGCUUCAGCAGUGGGAGAUCUUGAGUGAUUUCGCUAAGCACGAGAACUUGAAUGAUCUUCUACUGGAGGCUGCCUGGAGGAACAUUGAGAACUGGCAGAGCGAAGGCACUCGCGAGCAACUCGAGUCAUUGAUCAAGUCUGUUUCCGAUGCCCCCACUCCACGACGCACGUUCUUCCAAGCUUUCAUGGCGCUUCUUCAGUACCAUAUGAAGAAGGAGAAUAUGCAAGACUUCAACAGUGUCUGCGACGAGUCCAUUCAACUCUCUAUCCGCAAAUGGCUUCAACUGCCCAAGCGCAUCACCAAUGCUCAUAUCCCCAUCUUGCAGCACUUCCAACUGCUGGUUGAGCUGCACGAUGCCAGCCACAUUUGCGGUAGCUUGGCUCAGACUAACGAGCGCAAUUUGGACACCAAGUCUGCUGAGUUGAAGCUUCUUCUUGGAACCUGGCGGGACCGAUUGCCAAACCUGUGGGAUGAUAUCAACACCUGGCAGGACCUUGUCACCUGGCGACAGCACAUCUUCCAGCUUAUCAACCAGACGUACCUUAGUCUACUUCCGCCCCAGACUAACAACGUGGCUAGCAACUCUUACGCCUACCGUGGAUACCACGAGACAGCUUGGAUCAUCAACCGCUUUGCCCACGUUGCUCGCAAACACCAGAUGCCCGAAGUCUGCAUCAACCAACUCAGCCGUAUCUACACGCUGCCCAACAUCGAGAUCCAAGAGGCAUUCCUUAAACUUCGGGAGCAGGCUAAGUGCCACUACCAGAACCCCAAGGAACUCAACAGUGGACUGGAUGUCAUUAACAACACAAACUUGAACUACUUCGGACCCCAGCAGAAGGCCGAGUUCUACACUCUCAAGGGCAUGUUCCUUGCGAAGCUCGACCACGUUAAUGAGGCCAAUGAGGCUUUCGGAGUUGCUCUUUACUACGACCUCCGACUCGCCAAGGCCUGGUCCGAAUGGGGACAGUACAGCGAUCAGCGGUUUAAGUCUGACCCGUCAGACUAUGAGUUGGCCAGCAAUGCCGUCAGCUGUUAUCUGGAAGCAGCUGGUCUCUACAAGAGUGCCAAAUCGCGGAAGCUGCUGAGCCGUAUCCUUUGGCUUCUGAGCCUGGACAAUGAUGAAGGACAGAUCGCUGCCGCCUUUGAGAACUUCAAGGGUGACACUCCUGUAUGGUACUGGAUUACCUUUAUCCCUCAACUGCUCACUAGUCUGUCGCAUCGUGAAGCUCGCCUCUGCAAGGCUGUGUUGGUGAAGAUUGCCAAGCUUUACCCACAGGCUCUGUUCUUCCUCCUUCGAACGAACCGGGAGGACAUGCUGAGCAUCAAGAAGCAGCAUGACCAGAAGCAAGAAAAGUUGAACAAGGUCAGACAAGCACAACAACAGCAGCAAGGAUCUUCACCCAACCCCAAGGCAUCAACGAGUGGUGACACAUCCUCGCCUGCGCAGAAGCCCCCAGGUGCUGCUCCAGGCGCGAGCGCCUCUCCCGCUGGUCAGGCCGCGAACUUGCCCACAGCUCAAUCCCCGGCUCAACCGACGCAAAGCCAGUCUCCCGCUCAGCCGGCGAACCCACCGGUCCAGGCAUCGCCGCGCCAGGGCCAGGGUCAAAGUCCCAACCCAGGCCAGCCGCAAGCCCAUCUUCAAGUACCGGGCCAGACUGGAACUGUCCCGCCGAACCAAGGUGCCACUCCCGCGGACUCUACCGAGAAGGAGCCUCUCAGAAAGCCUUGGGAGUACUCCGAUGAGAUCAUGUCUGGUCUGAAGACUGCAUUCCCACUGCUUGCACUCUCCAUGGAAACGAUGGUUGACCAGAUCCACAAGAACUUCAAGUGUCCGCCUGACGAGGAUGCUUAUCGUCUCAUCGUUGCACUCCUGAACGAUGGAUUGGCCUACGUGGGACGUAUGCCUGGCUCCUAUGCGCAGGACUUCAAGCUCCCUCCUGCGACGGAGGCCAACAUUACCCGGUUCGCGGAGACUAUCCUCCCAGCGCACAUUCGCAAGUCCUUCGAGGCAGACUUUGUGGUUAAGAAGCCAACGAUGCACGAGUACAUUCAGAAGCUGCGCCGCUGGCGUGACAAGUUUGAGGAGAAGCUCGACCGUCGACCUCAGUCAGGCUUCCUUGAGAGCUACUCGCCGCAUCUCAGCGAGUUCCGUUUCCUCAAGUUUGAUGAAGUUGAAGUUCCUGGGCAGUAUCUCCUCCACAAAGACAAGAACCAGGACUUUGUUCGCAUCGAUCGUUUCCUGCCUGAUGUGGAUCUGGUACGGGGCAUUGGUGUUUGUCAUCGUCGCCUUAAGAUCCGUGGUCACGACGGUAGCACCCAAGCCUUUGCCGUGCAGCACCCUGCUGCGCGCCACUGCCGUCGUGAGGAACGCAUUCUUCAGCUGUUCCGCAUCUUCAACGGGCUGCUUGCCAAGCGCAAGGAAAGCCGGCGCCGCAAUCUGUACUUCCAUCUUCCUCUGAUGGUACCACUGGCACCGCACAUCCGUCUGGUUCGGGAUGACUCCUCGUAUAUCUCUAUGCAGGGCAUCUACGAGGACUACUGCCGACGAGUCGGUAUGAACAAGGAUGAGCCUGUUCUAUUCACCAUGGAUCGUAUGCGCUCUCUGGCAGAGACAAAGCAGAACCGCACGGCCGAUCAACAGCAGGUUCUUCGUACCGAGAUCUUGACCGCAAUUCAAGACAAAUGGGUUCCCAGCACGGUGGUAUUGGAGUACUUCCAGAACACAUACCCCAACUUUGCAGACUUCUGGCUGUUCCGUCGCCAGUUCGCCUACCAGUAUGCUGCGGUGGCCUUCAUGACCUACGUUAUGCACAUUGGCAACCGGUACCCGAACAAGAUCCUUGUGUCGCGCUCGACAGGUGACAUCUGGGGUGCAGAGUUGAUCCCUACCAUCAAUCCCGCCAAGGCAAUCUUCUACAACCCCGAGCAGGUGCCAUUCCGGUUCACUCCGAACAUUCAGACCCUGCUGGGCCCUAUUGCGACCGAGGGUCUGUUUGCCUGUGCUAUGAUGGCCAUUGCCCGCUGCUUGACGGAGCCUCGACACGAGCUGGAACAGCAGCUGAGCGUCUUUGUGCGUGACGAGAUGAUGUUCUGGGCCACUGCUCAGCACCGUGGUAACCUGGCUGUGCCCCAACUCCGUGAACUGGUCUAUAACAACAGCGAAAUUAUCGUCAACCGUGCUGUUAGCCUCGCCAGUCCACCCGAGGGUAACCUGCCUGCCAACCAGACUACAAUUGACUUGGUCUCUCGGGCCGUCAACCCGCAGCACUUGGCCUCGUGCGAUGCGUUGUGGAUGCCGUACCUCUAA
This is a messenger RNA of Penicillium cataractarum, 11622 nucleotides long. Its product is annotated as histone acetyltransferase TRA1. The record is from RefSeq and is a predicted model, not a curated record. Bases 1 to 11622 code for a protein of 3873 amino acids. The transcript is spliced from 4 exons. Lineage: Eukaryota; Fungi; Ascomycota; Eurotiomycetes; Eurotiales; Aspergillaceae. Gene Ontology annotation, cellular component: SAGA complex; NuA4 histone acetyltransferase complex; nucleus. Gene Ontology annotation, molecular function: transcription coregulator activity; protein binding. Gene Ontology annotation, biological process: regulation of DNA-templated transcription; DNA repair.